Molecule: messenger RNA, 2245 nt
Organism: Halichondria panicea
Lineage: Eukaryota; Metazoa; Porifera; Demospongiae; Suberitida; Halichondriidae
Product: piggyBac transposable element-derived protein 4-like
Exons: 2
Coding region: 429-2135 (568 amino acids)
Source: RefSeq, a predicted model, not a curated record
CCCUGGCUUUACUGAAUUAACUAGCUGUGUCUGCUGUCUAGUUGGACCAGAUUUAGCUAGAUAAUGGGGUAGAGAAUAGUUGAGCGGUGCUGUGUGUAGCUUGAACUGUACUGGCUGGCAAGAAUCUAGUAAGCACCCUAUGCACUGAUAACUCGUCAGAAUGGAGGGUAUGUUCUAGGGAUCUGGACAGCUGUACAUCCAAAGGAGCCAGGGAGUGCCAAUCAUCUUCUCCCAGUCUCUGACACGCUAAACAAAAGGAGCUAGAACUGGGAGUCCCAGCUAGAAUUGCUAGCCGGAUCUAGACUAAUAGAAUGACUUGGAGGCGUGGUGAGGCCGGAUCCACACUAAUUGAUCGACCUAAAGACGCUCCUGUUCCAGAUUUCACGAAUGGCAAGGAAAGGGUUAUUUUUCAAAACUUUUGAAUCCAAAUGGAGCUGAUUGGACUCCUUGACACUGUCAGCGAGCUUGAGCACACUGUCAGAGAGCUUGAGGAGGACCAGGAAGUCUGUUAUGACCAUGACGAGCCCAGUGAUGACGAUUUUGAGACAGAUCUGGAGAGUGAUUCAGAUGCUGCAGUGGAGGAUGAUGACGAAAUGGUCGAUGGCAUGGCUCCGACUCCCAAACGGAGGAAGCUGGCGAGGGACAAUGGACUCCAAAAAGCUAAGUCCACAGGAAGAUACCCCGUCUUUGGCGGUGUGGUCGGUCCUGUCGAUCAACUUGAUCCGUCUGUAACUCCAUGCCUAGAUUUUGUUAAGUUACUUUGGCCCGAUAGUUUGUGUGAGUACAUAGCCGAACAGACCAACCUGUACGCUAGGCAGUGUGGUGCUAAGGGUUGGUCAGCUACAAACAGUGCCGAAUUGUGGGUGUUUUUGGGGAUUGUACUAGAGAUGGGCAUUCAUAGGCUCCCUGAAAUUACGGACUACUGGUCCAAGGAUCCCCUUUUAGGUGUACAAUGUGUGAGCAAUGUAAUGUCGCUCAAAAGGUUCCAAAGUUUAUGGCGGUAUCUGCACUGUGAGGACAAUACGUCCAUCACUGAUGCACGUAAGGUAACUAGCAAGCUAAAAACUGUUUUAGAGACUCUUAAAGCCAACUACUUCAUGAGGUAUAAUCCCAGUCAGGAGCUUUCCGUUGAUGAGAUGAUGAUAAAGUACAAGGGUCGUAAAAGCGGGAAAAUUCAUAUGCCCAAGAAGCCUGUUAAACUGGGGUUCAAGGUAUGGUGCUGCUCAUGUUCAUGCUGUGGGUAUCUCUGUGUGUUUGAUGUAUACAGUGGUAAGCUCACCGAUUCCUCUGGGAAAAAGAUAGCUGUGAAAGGGCUUGUGAAAAAUGUAGUCCAUCGUUUACUCACUCCUUUUUAUGGUCAUCAGCAUGUUGUGUACAUGGACAACUUUUACACGUCCGGUCCAUUGAUAGAAGAGUUGGCUAAGCAAAAUGUGUUUACUGUCGGCACAAUUUUGAAGAAUGCUGCUGGUUUCCCAGCAAGUCUUAAGGAUGUGGUACUCGACAAAGGUGACUAUACGUCCAUGACUGUUGGUGAUAUUUCUUACUCUAUGUUUAACGACCGUAGAGUUGUGUCCUUUGCAACAAAUGUGUUCCCUGACCAUAUGCCCCACACUGUAAUGCGAAUGCACAAAGACGGUACCCUACGCUCUCAGAGUGUCCCCCCCUGUCUCCCUGCAUAUAACAUGUACAUGGGAGGAGUUGACAAUACAGGGCGUAUGAGGAAAACCUAUGGGUACGAUAGAAAGUGUCGGCGGUAUUGGUUCAGGAUUUUCUUUCAAUUCCUUGACGUUAGUGUGAAUAAUGCAUACAUUCUAUACAGGCACAACUGUGUCAGGGUGGGUUCAAAGGCCAUGCCUUUGAAAGGGUUUCGAUUGGAACUAAUUCAUAGUCUAUUGGGUGUGCCACGUACUCGUAGCAGUGCCUCAGGUCUGGCCAGUCUAAAUAUCGUUUUCCCCCCAUCACAGGGCGCACGUGUGAGUGCAAAUAGUGUCGGAGUGUCUCGUGGGCGCUGUCAAGUGUGUGUUCGGGAGAAGAUCCCUAGCAGAGAGCAGCAACACACUGCAAUGGCAUGUCCCCACUGUCGCAUAAGAAUAUGCAAAGGACACUCUGUUAUCGGACACACAUGUGCUAGCUAAUGUGCUGUGUGACUGAUUUUUGUUAGAUGGUACUCUCCUGGUCUAAAUUGGCCUUGGAGAGGGGAGGAAAGGGGUAUUAUUUCAAUGAUUAAUAAAAUUGUGAUAAAGAA